Trypanosoma rangeli is the source of this 1524-nucleotide messenger RNA. RefSeq lists its product as uncharacterized. The record is from RefSeq and is a predicted model, not a curated record. Bases 1 to 1524 code for a protein of 507 amino acids. Lineage: Eukaryota; Euglenozoa; Kinetoplastea; Trypanosomatida; Trypanosomatidae. The transcript has a single exon.
AUGGUGGCGAGGAAGCGGUGGGUGUGGUACCCUCGCCUCGUCAAACGUCGCAAGGAAAAGUUGGCCGUAGAGGCAGUGAAAACGUCUCCAAACAAUGUUAGCAUGCGUGGCAAGCGAGACAUUGCCGGGGCAGCUUCGAGGGGCAGGAAGACGUCUCCUUUGGUGGUGGCCACAAAAGACACGAAGGCGGCACGAACCAAUGUCAUUUCCGAUAACGCUGCCGCACCAGAUAUGAAGGUGCGUAGCGUGCCCUCUGUGACGUCGCCUCCAGGAGCACCUCUCUACGCCAAGGAAUACUGCCCGCCGUACCCGACGCGGUGGUACCAGCUUGGUCCCCCGCUGUUCGCUGACCGAGUACGGGAGCUAUUGCUUGCGCGUCCACUGAUGGCUGCUCAUCCCUCUGCGGUGGUGAUGGGUGCCUCGCUUGCUGACGAGGAGGCGCUCUCGUGGCUGUUCCCAGCUGUGCAUAACGGGGAGUGGUUCGCCACACCGUGGGAGUUUAUCGAUCACUGCAGGUCGAUCCCACAUAAGCUGUUGUGCGAGAAUGCCCCGCUCAUUCCACUUAUGACUUUUCGAAAGACACAGAGAAGACGCUCUACGCCGCCUCCUGCAGCUGGGAUAACGGCGGGGUCUUUGGGCGACAAGGAGGCGGAGGUAGAGGCGGUGACGCACCAUCCGGACAGGGCGGCCUCUGAGAGUUUAGCCGAAGUGCGACAGGCGUAUUACUGGUGGUUUGUGCACCUACACACCACUCUGGUGCGGUUUGGCCAACAUGAUUGGGGUGCCUACCUGGCGUCAAAGGGAAACGCGGUGAGGCUCAGGCAUCUGGACUGUGUAGGGAGAGUUUGGGGCUGUUAUCGUAUGUUUCAGACGGCGGUAGCGGACGCGGUGGCGCGGCGCUUGGCAUCCUCCUCGCAGCUUGUAUGGCAGGCAUUGCCCGAAGCAACGUUCACCGUGGCGUGCAUCGUCCUGGAGGUGUACGGGCGCAUGUCAUACGAGAUGCUGCAUCUGCACAGUAUCGGUGGGCUACGCGUCGAAGACAUGGCGCGUCCUUCAUGCAUGUAUGGGGACCAAGUCAUGUGGGUGAACGAUGAUCCCACUACAGACGCCAUCGCCGCAGCCGCCAUGGCGACGGCAAAGCAGAAAUCCUCGUUGGCCGGGUGUGAGCGGGCGGCAAUCAUAGCCCUUGCUGUGCAUUUGGCAAAAACAGUAACGGGUGUGCAUUACGUGGAGGGAAACAAUGGGUCAUGCGUCGAUGAUGAUGUCGCGCCUGCUACCCUGAGGCCAGGACCAUUCUCAGCAGCGUCGGGGACUGAAGCAGCGGCUGGUCUCUUCUCGCAUAUGUGUUUACCCGCGGAUGGCAAGGACGAGGAGGGACAAAUUAUGGCGCUCGUGAUGUGGCUGUGCCUCGCCUACACCGCCGAGCCCACACCCACGCAGGCUGCGGUCCAACCACGAACCCAGACGGAGUGCGGAGAGCAAAACCACCUUCACGGCAGCGCACGCAUGAAUAUCUGCCGAUGA